Arachis duranensis is the source of this 275-nucleotide messenger RNA. RefSeq lists its product as uncharacterized. The coding region runs from base 50 to 250 and encodes 66 amino acids. NCBI's taxonomy places the organism in Eukaryota, Viridiplantae, Streptophyta, Magnoliopsida, Fabales, Fabaceae. The record is from RefSeq and is a predicted model, not a curated record. The transcript has a single exon.
AACCCUUCUUUCUCAAAGACUCACAUAACACGCUACUUUCAUCAUAACCAUGUGCCUGGUAUUUGUGUGCGACGAGGACGAGAGGGUUUUAGCGAGGCAACCAGCGCCAGGGGCGUGUCCGUACUGUGGAGGCAUGGUGCAAGCAACGGACGUUCAGAAGCAAUGGCGUUUCUGUUUUCUUCCUAUCUACUUUAAAACCAAGCGCAGAUAUUAUUGCACCAUGUGUACUAGAACACUCCAGAUCCAAUAGAUUCUACAAGACUACAACUUAUUCA